ACUGAAAUGCGUGACUACGAAUAAUACAAUGAAGUUUCAAACAUUGACGAUUUGCUUCGGAUGCGUGUGUGUCCCCUUGAUGUUUGUAUGCACGCACACACCACGAGCCCGACAGCUCCAGGAGGAAGUCUGUGGUGUGCUUGUUGAAGAGUGAGAGGGAGGGAGGAAGGAGGGGGGCAGCCCAGAAAUGCGAAGGAGGUCAAACGGCGGCUUUCCUUUACAGCUUCUAAAACGGGUCGUGCUUGCUGAGGAGACUAACGGCCGCCGACACCCCUUAAACAGCCGCCUCGCCGUCUGUUCCGGAUCUCUUCGCACGGCACUCACUCUCCAUGACAGGUUAAAUCAAUUUCAAGAUUUCCCAACCCAAGCACCUCUUCUUCUCCGCCCACCACCAUGAACGUGUCCAGUCUCAGCAGGUGUUUCCUGGUUAAUUUACCGCCGUUACCAAAAACCAAUUCCACCAGCAGCAUCACGUCUCCCUGGUUCUCCACCAUUUUCUGCAUCAUUGGCCUCAGCUCCAAUCUCUUUGCAUUGUUCGUCCUUCUGAAUGCCUACCAACGGACCCAGAGCAGCUCCCGAUCUUCUUUCCUCAUCUUUCUUUCUGGUCUUGUGGUGACGGAUUUCUUGGGCCUGCUGGUGACCGGAGCAAUUGUUGUGACGUACCACUUUAUGCACUUUAGUUGGGAAACAGUGGACCCCUGGUGCAAUCUCUGCAACUAUAUGGGCAUCUCGAUGGUCUUUUUUGGGUUGAGCCCGCUGCUUCUGGGAGCCACCAUGGCAGUGGAGCGCUACAUGGGAAUUAACCGACCAUUCUCCAGGUCGACCAGCACCUCAAAGCAGCGUGCUGUGCUUACUGUGGGUCUGGUUUGGGCUUUCGCCCUCUUCAUUGGCCUCCUGCCCAUAUUUGGAUUGGGCCGCUAUGAACUGCACUACCCAAAAUCGUGGUGCUUUUUCCGCAUUGCGUCUGAGGCUACGGAUUUGGCCUUCUCCUUAACGUUCUCCAUGGUGGGGCUCCUCUCUGUCGUGAUGUCCUUCAUCCUUAACACAAUCAGCGUGGUGACACUCUUCAGGGUGUGUUGCAAUCGUGACACAGUGCAGAGGAGACGCGAUCACGAAGUCGAGAUGAUGGUGCAGCUCGUGGGAAUCAUGGUGAUUGCAUCUGUCUGUUGGAGUCCAAUGCUGAUCUUUAUUGCACAGACUGUGCUAUCAAACAAGCCUGUACAGAUCCGUUUCCUUCUCAUCUACCUUCGAAUUGCCACCUGGAACCAAAUCUUGGACCCCUGGGUGUACAUUCUUUUCAGACGAUCAGUCCUCAAAAGGAUUUACCCCAAAAUUGGAAUUUCACGUUCUUCCAUCAUGACGUUAUAUCCGACCCUCACCACGUCACUACGGAGGAAACUGACCCAAGAGUCCGUGCUGGCAUGAACUGAACGACGGGUUUGGGAAUCGAAGUCAAGCCAGAGGGGAACGAGUUCUGGUGGCUUCUUAGACGAAGAAAAAGAGAAUACUUGUGAGCC
Molecule: messenger RNA, 1517 nt
Organism: Erpetoichthys calabaricus (reedfish)
Lineage: Eukaryota; Metazoa; Chordata; Cladistia; Polypteriformes; Polypteridae
Gene: tbxa2r
Product: thromboxane A2 receptor
Exons: 3
Coding region: 394-1425 (343 amino acids)
Biological process (GO): positive regulation of blood pressure; inflammatory response; positive regulation of cytosolic calcium ion concentration
Cellular component (GO): plasma membrane
Molecular function (GO): thromboxane A2 receptor activity
Source: RefSeq, a predicted model, not a curated record